GUGUUUACAGCAGUUGAAGAAACGGAAAGAAAGAGGUCGAGUUCGAAUCGGAGAAGUGGACGAUCUUUGAAUUGAACAUGCAUCGUCCAAAUUGGCGUCUGCGAGGUCGCAAAGACGAUGGCCGACCGACAAACGUCUGGAUGCAGUUCCGAGUAUAUGAAUACCGGCGGAGAGAGCAGCAGCUCUCACUGAGUACUUUCGUUGAAUUUUGUGCAGAGUGGAGAGAAGCGGAUCGAGCGUAAUAGGAUGAGCUGUGGUUCGGAUUGCGUCGAUGGUCGUGUAGCUGGAGCUGAAGUGGAAAGAAAGGGUGGGUGUCGUUUCGAGAAUUGUGAGCUCGCUGGUGCAUGAACGCUGCAUGCUCCGGGGUGCCUACGUCUUGCGACAAUCGUAGGAGUAGUUCGAACUUUUGUUUCUAGGAUUAACCCUGGUGAACCCCAAGGGGCUGGACUGGGCUGAACUGGACUGGACUGCACUGACAGACAGACAGACAGACAGCGAGCAAAAGAGCAAGCAAGCAGGAGGCUGACAUCGAGGGCGUGAAUCUCGUGCUUAUCACCAGGUUUGCUGCAUCUGAUUUGCGUUGCGCUGCGUUGCGUUGCAGCAGGUGAAGCGUUCGAGCACGGACUUCCGAUCAUGAAUCAACCUGGAGCACUAACUGCCUGGAGUUGUUGAUUGUCACAAUUUACGGACCGACCGAGAGAUGUACAGUUGUACUUGGCAUCUCGUCUGACCCUUUUGUGCUGCUGUCUAGACUGCACGGAUUUCUGGAACGAGGCUUUCGGGGCCGUGUGAUGAGGAACGACCGCGAGCGACAGCGGGAGGUUUCUCUUCGCGCGAGAGGGCGGAUUUGCACGGCGUGAGCGUGACGUUUGUACUUAGUUACUAUGCGGGAUGAGAUGAGGGAGUGCAGUAUGAAAGAUCAGAAGGUGUAUCUGAUCAGUAAUCAGGAAGAGAGGGUGGCUCUUCCCUUGCUGACUGCCAUUCAGCUGUCCGAGCGACUGGGGGAAUUCGUGACCAAUCUGAUGAAGUUGAGAGCCGUGUUGAAGACCUCAUUGCUACUCCUGCUCGAGCUCAAGUCCUAUCCUGUAAAUUGCCCCACUCCGGUUCUGCACGUCGUCGUUAAGUUCUGCAAAGCCAAAGUUGCUCUAGAUGGUGUGAGGUUCCGAGUCAAUAACUUCAUGAGCACCACUGAAGAAAGAUCUUAUUGGACCUCUUUCCUCUGGCGCUGGUUGGACGCUUCUGCGAUUAUUCUUCAGGUGGCGAGGGAUUUGGGCAUCCAAAGCUUGAUACAAGUGAUUUAUCUCGUUCACGAACCGAGGUGUGCGGGAUAUCUCAAACCUGCAUCGGUGGACUUGAAUCUCGAAGAGCGCAGGCUACUCUUGUCGACUUCAAGUGUGGGUUCCCGAAAGCUACGAGGUCCAGGGCAUCAGAUCGUCCGACCAGCGUAUCCGAGGGUGGACGAUGGGGUCGAAGCCAAGUUCAGGGGCCAGCAGCAGUGCUUGCCCGGUUUCGCGUUGGCUGAAAAGUUUGGAGUCCUGGCGACAUUACUUUUGGGAAAUUUCACCUGCUACGGCCCUGCAAAUGCGAUAGUGCGACAUCGCGAAAGUCCAGGAGCAGAGAUCCGAGCACUGCCAGCGAUCGACGAUGCGGAGCAAUGCGAAAGUGAGAACGGCUCGAACUCGCAAGUCGCAGUCAUGUCCUUGUCGGAGCUCAUGAGACUGGAAACCGUCGUUGAGAUUGUGAAGAACGCCGAUAACCUGCAAGACGUCGCCAGCCGGGUGGCGAACAAAUUCGACGCCUGCAUGAUCAGCGAUUCUGUCAGCAGAUGCGGCAGUAGACACGUACAAGCAAUCAAGACACACAAACUGAGCAAGAGCUGGAGCUACACGGCGUACUCGAACCAGAGUCCGGUGAAAGGAGCGAGCGAGACGCCAGCCAAGAAGGAAGUUCGGUUCCAAAUCUCUCCGGAAGAACACGAUGCUCCAGAGCACGCAGAGUCGCAGGACUCAAAUCAGAACACGGAAGACGCGGAAUCGACGAUCGUCAUCACCGAACAACCUUCAGACACUCCGACGUGCACGACCGGGGCGAAGAUCGUCGACGAGACGUACACUUCCCUCGGUAUCAAGAAGGGCAAGAAGCAGGCUCUGGUCAGUGGAUUAAAAGCAGCUGCUAAGACAUUCGGCCUCGGUAAUAGGAAGAACAGAUUGUGGGGCACGAAAUGCCCAAAACAAUCACGACCUCAUCUCUACGCCAGCAAUCUCUCUAACUGAUACUACACUGCAUAAGCUUGCAGUGCUUAUCCCCGUCGAUUUGGAUGUGGGACACAGUAAAAUAGCAAAAAGAUUGGGAAGACCCCAUCAAUUUACGAUCUAAUUACGAAUUUUAGUAUUUAUUAGUUCCUGCAUUUUAGUUUUUAUUAGUUCCUCAGGCCGGCGUUUAUUGCGUAGGAAAAUCGAACCAUCGUCUACCUCUUCAUUAGCAGUUACGUUAUCCACGUAUGGCCCAGUUAAGAGAUUAGUAACCAACUGCAAUUGACCGCAGUUUCUGAUUCGAACCUACCUAGUACAGUUUGUGUAUAUCGAUCGACAUUUCAGUUGGACCAAUGAUUUGCUAGUGUUUUGAUACUUUGUUUGCAGUUGCCCAGACUUCACUAGCUCAUGCCGGACAUGGAUAUAGCUUACAGAUGACCAUUCUUUUUAUUCAGUAUUAUUCGAGUAAAGCCACUGGACACUUCCACACGUAUAUUUUGUUAUU
This is a messenger RNA of Marchantia polymorpha subsp. ruderalis, 2757 nucleotides long. NCBI's taxonomy places the organism in Eukaryota, Viridiplantae, Streptophyta, Marchantiopsida, Marchantiales, Marchantiaceae. The record is from the annotation of a GenBank genome assembly.